This is a messenger RNA of Eimeria maxima, 1074 nucleotides long. RefSeq lists its product as hypothetical. Lineage: Eukaryota; Apicomplexa; Conoidasida; Eucoccidiorida; Eimeriidae. Gene Ontology annotation, molecular function: magnesium ion binding; phosphatase activity. The record is from RefSeq and is a predicted model, not a curated record. The transcript has 2 exons. Gene Ontology annotation, cellular component: cytosol. Bases 1 to 1074 code for a protein of 357 amino acids.
AUGGCCUUGUUAACUUUCCUUUGCCUAUCUUUGGCCACUGUUGCGUCCCCUGCAAAUGCGGGGGAUUCCACUGUACUUCCCUUGCAAGAGAGUCCAACCAGGUCUUCUCCUCUUCUUCCAAAACCCGCACGCUUGAUCCUAAGUGAUCUCGAUGGCACUCUCAUAGGCAAAGAUGGCGUUCUUCCACCAGAUAAUGUGGAGGCUUUCCGCUUGGCACACUCCCUAGGCAUUCAAGUGGCGCUGUCCACUGGCCGCCCCCGCACGAACGUCAUGGAGCUUCUGGGAGAAAAUAAUCUGAAAAAGAUGGAUUUUUCGGGCUUCCCAGGAAUUUACCUGAAUGGAGCGUAUGUAUUGGGGCCUGAAGGAGAGGUCCUGCGGGAUAGUCCCCUAGCGCACGACACUCUGAAGCACAUCCUCCAUAUUAUCACGGAAGCGGGGUUGUUAGACAAGGCUGUAGGGGUAACGGAAGGGCCGCUGGUUUUCUUCAAAGAGAAAUCGGAAUCUUUAGACGUCUAUUCACGCGUGCACAAAGUGCACGUAGAAGGGGAGCCUAGCGCGGUGGCGGGCGUUCGCCACCGACUCGAGGCGGAGUUGGGGGAUUCAAUUGGCUUUGCGCAGAGUCACCCGAGGGCCUUCGAAGUGUUGCAGCCCGGGAUUGACAAAGGGGAGGCACUGCGGCUGCUGUCAGAGGUCUUGGGGAUUUCGCCGGAAGAGGUCUUAGCUGUAGGUAACGCCCACAACGACUUGCCCAUGUUCAAAGUAGCAGGCACGGCAGUGGCGGUUGGAGACGGAUAUGAAGACGCGAAGGCAGCAGCAGACUUCAUCACGGUUCCAAGCACCCAAGGCGCGCUGAUGCAGGUGUUGCUGUACGUAAAAGCCCAUCUCUACCCCCACUCGCCGUCGCAUGAGGGCACUGCCACAGUAUUCAGCUCGCUGUUGCAUGAGAAAGGUGCCUACACAGCUUCUCGGUGGCUUGAGAAGCAGCAAAAGUGUGUGGAUAGGACUCUUCAAGUUGUUAGGAAGAAGGUUGAGGGGUUAGCUGAUCAUAUUGAGAAGCUGAGGUCUAUGAAUUAA